AUGUCAAUAUUUUCAACAUUAGACAAAAGUUCUCAAAAUCUGGCUGAAUUUUGGAAAUCCUACAGCAAUAUCAAUUUAACCCUUCAAGAGCUGCAUCGGGGAAAACUUUUGGAGGUAAUAGACAUUGGUGUUGCUAUAGAACGAAAUUUUGUCCUAACAAAAAAACAUUUAAUAAAACUGGAUUUAUCAGAAAAGCCAGAAAUGAUAGCAUCGCUUGAGUGGAAGCUAAUAUCAGCUUUUCAAGAAAAUCAGAAAAAUAAUAUUAGAUUUGGGUUCACCCUCGGAUGUAAAAACGCUGCGAAAGAUUUUUAUGUCGAAAAUGAAGAAGAACUUAACAAAUGGAUUAGCUAUAUAUCAAAAAUUGGUAUAAUGACAGACAUUGAAGACUCAUAUACACUUGAAAAAAAUAUCGGGAGGGGUGGGAACUCUACAGUUUAUUUGGCAAAAAGCGUUACAAGCUCAACAAUGUUCGCUGUGAAAUCUAUUUCAAAAAGCUUGACUACUCAAAGCAUAGAAUCAAUUGCAAGUGAAAUUAA
This is a messenger RNA of Blepharisma stoltei, 536 nucleotides long. NCBI's taxonomy places the organism in Eukaryota, Ciliophora, Heterotrichea, Heterotrichida, Blepharismidae. The record is from the annotation of a GenBank genome assembly.